Messenger RNA from Megalobrama amblycephala (Wuchang bream), 2395 nucleotides. It is a transcript of the gene tctn2, whose product is annotated as tectonic family member 2. The coding region runs from base 71 to 2188 and encodes 705 amino acids. Gene Ontology annotation, cellular component: MKS complex. The transcript has 18 exons. Lineage: Eukaryota; Metazoa; Chordata; Actinopteri; Cypriniformes; Xenocyprididae. Gene Ontology annotation, biological process: smoothened signaling pathway; cilium assembly; protein localization to ciliary transition zone. The record is from RefSeq and is a predicted model, not a curated record.
AUCUGAUCUCUUCUGUGUAGCGCCGUCAAACAAACACGAAGAAGAGGGCUAAUCAUACCAACUCCGCAAUAUGACAGGAUUUUCAGACUCUCACGUCGUAUUUCAUGUUCUGUGUAUAAUUAUUAUGCUCUUAAAUGACGGAACUAUCUGUAAUGUUGUGUUUCAGCCAGCGUUUCUUCUGGCAUCUGGUCCAAGAAUAUCAUCAUUUCUGGUUGGAAACGUGUCUGGCAUUUCCUUCAGCCUCAGUGCUGUUUCAUCCUCAAAUGCAACAGGUAGCAUCCCAUCUUCAUCCUGUAUGCCGGUUUAUCAAACGCAGUGGAAUCUUUCAUAUGAAUUAAUUGGGAAGAAUGCCUUCCUGGUACGACUGAGUCUCAACCGCAGUCUUCAGCUGUGUGGGAAUGAAACAUCUUUCCCAGACUGCUGCCUGGAUCCACUCUGCCUCCAGGAGACUCUACUUGUGUCUGCAUGUGCUGAUGAAACCCUCAAAGCCUCACUCAUUAUACAGACCCAGAUUUAUGCCCAGAUCUUCCCCAACAACCCCCCUUCGGAAAAUAAAACAGCCAUUCCCAACCAAGUGUUUCAGCCUCUCGGCAGCUGCCCAUGUGAUGUUUCCCUUGGAGAGUGUGACAUACGCUGCUGUUGUGACCAGGACUGCACUCAAGAAGUACUGUGGUUAUUUGCGACUCAGUGUCUUCCUGGACCUUUCGGGGGAAGUUUCAGUCCUGUUCCAGAGUAUCAGUGCUCCACUCAGUCCUCUGAAAAUGACCCUGAUUGGUUCCCCUUUCUCUGUGUCACCUCUCCAUUGGACAACAACCCCUUUCUGGGACUUUUCUACAAUGGUCAGACAGUCUCCCCAAAGCCCAGUCCAUCAUUCCAAGCCCCGCUUAUGACAGCUGCUGUACCUCCCAUUAACUACCGCCAGGGGGAUCCAAUAUUCACUAAGGAUGACAAAUACUUCACCAUCCCACAGAACUCUGGACUGGGCCAGUGUGCAGACAACGCUCCAGUAGCAUUUUUGGAAAACUUUGAGUCUCAGUGUGUGAGGAGGCUGCAGUCCUGUCCAUCACCAUCUGAUGACCUGAGGGUGGAUGUUAAAGAUGGAUGGGGAGGUUUGGUCACAGUCAGCGUUGUGGAUGAAGUAGCCGAUGACCUUAGAUUAUUUCUGUCAGAUUCUCUUGAGCCUAUAUCUGAGCCACAACAGUGUGAUAAUGUCAUUGUGGCCUUGCGUUACACUCUUUAUUGGAGAGAGAAUGGCCUCACUGCCAUUACUGUGAAACGGACCACUGCAAACAUCACUCUACCUGUAUCUUUGACCAGAAGAUAUUCUGCAGUGUUUGUCAACGGAAAUGAAACAUCUCAACCAAACUCUGGCAAUCCAGGUUACCUGGUGAAGAGGCCAGUGAUUGGUGGCAUUUUGGACUCUGCUGCAGAAAUUAUACAGAGGGCCCAGAUCAAUCUCUGGCAGCCAGGUGGAGAUGGACUGUGCUCUUCUGCUGAACUGAGACCAGCUCUGUUCGGGAUCAACUCCACAUCAGGCUGUAUGAUUCCUGUGAGUUUGCUGAAUAUGACACAGUGCAGCCAGGUGAGAGAAACGGUGCGUGCUGUCCUAGCUGGAUUAGUGACUGCUACACUUGUCUCCACGAUGGGAAAACCAAACUUUUCCAACCUAGUGGAUUGGGUCAACAUUACUACAUCACCGCAGAACUCCAGUCAGCCAGCAGAGGACAGCAUUGGAGAGUGUUCUGCUGUUCCGACCCACCUCCACAUCCACGUGAGGAGCGUCAUCAUGGGCAGGGUGCAGGGUGUGCCUCAGAUGGUUAUACAAGCAGUGGAGAUUAGUUUCAUAGAAACAACAUGGUGGAUCGAGUGUGAAAUGGGCAGUAUGAACCCCUGUGUAAACCCAGAGCUAAUGCAAAAUUUUCCUGUGACCUCUUCUGUGACCUUUACUGACAGUCCUCUUAGUACACAACCCCCUAGAUCCAGGUUCAGCAUUAACUUCACAGAGUUUGACUGUGACAGGAACGAUGUGUGCUGGCCUGAGCUGGCGUUCCCUCUCACAAGAUAUUACACUGGUGAGCCAUAUUCCCAGGCUCUGGCUAAAGGUCUUAUUCUAGUGUUCUUCUUCAUCGCUGCGUCUGUUUUAGGAACGCCAUGGAGACAAAUCAGACAGGCAUGGGACAGUGCUUGAUGAUGAGAGAGAGCAAGAGAUAGAAAAGGACAAUUAUGUAUCAAAUAAAAUUUGAUAUUCAAUUGUAAAUAGCUGUAAAGAUAGAAUAAUUUUUCUUUUCUGGUUUAUGAAUUUUUAUAUGUUAUGAACUAUUUAUUAUGUUUUGUGAAAAGAACUUUUGUACUUUUUUAUUGAUUAUUCGAUGUGAAAUAAAAAUACACAUAUUUU